Marmota monax (woodchuck) is the source of this 19309-nucleotide messenger RNA. RefSeq names its product solute carrier family 38 member 4 (gene Slc38a4). The coding region runs from base 17426 to 18802 and encodes 458 amino acids. The transcript is spliced from 2 exons. The record is from RefSeq and is a predicted model, not a curated record. Gene Ontology annotation, biological process: amino acid transmembrane transport. Gene Ontology annotation, molecular function: amino acid transmembrane transporter activity. Lineage: Eukaryota; Metazoa; Chordata; Mammalia; Rodentia; Sciuridae.
UGGAGCCAAGGGGAGGGGCGAUGCAGAAAUGCCGAGUCCAAGGCUGCUGGGCUCGAGGGGGCGUCCGGGGGAUGAAGAGAAGAGACGAGAAGUCCAGGGAGGAGGGGGAGAAGUGGUAAGAGGCCAGAUCGGCGGGAACAAGGGCAGAAAGGAAGGCAGAGCUAGGAGUAGCGAAUGGAGGAAGGAGGGAAGGAAUGGAAUGAAGGAAGGGAGCUGGACUCAGGAAGCCCCAGGAGAGGUGAGCAGGGAGCACCUCCAGUUCGGGGAGAGGCGGGAGGUGAGCGCGGCAAACAAACAGCUGUUCUCCGAGGGCAGCGCACAAAAAGCGAGCCUUUGUCUACUGUUGGUACAGGUGGACGCUGCACCCUGGCCCCCUGGCCCAGGCGCGAGAUGGGGGUUGAGGGAGAAGCGAAUCUUCCUGCAACUCGUCGUCAUCCACCUGGGAGAGGUGGCCAGAAAGCCCCAUUCUGUAUCCGCGCCUGGGCUAGCUCAGGAGAGGCGCUCCGGGCUGCUGGGUUGAGUGGAGGAAGAGGGGUGAACUAAGUUGGGAAACUCAGGCGAGGGAAACCUGGUCAUGGUUAUGCCAGGGUGUCUGCAGGGGACUUGAGAAACUAGACUGAGGCCUGGAGAUCCCAAGCCCCAGAUCAUGAUAGACCCUUUAAGAGAGGAGAAUUGGAGCUUGAAAUCUAGUUCUCAGAGCAAAAGGUACAUCACCCUGCAUGUCUGGGAUGAGGUGGGGAGGGGAACUUAAAUAGAAAAUGAAGCUUAGAAGCCGCCUUGGAGUAGCCAGGGCCUGGCACUUCUCACAGCCAACCCCCUUCUCUGUGUCUCAUCCCCCAAAGGGGCUGGAUCAAUUCCCCUGGUUAUCCACGUGGAAGCUCAGCUUCUGGCCCAAAGGGGAAGUGGGACCCCACCAGGACUUAAAUUUGGAUCGCUUCCUUCCCCAUUUGCCCAUUUGCUGGUGUUUGUUUGUUUGUUGUAUAGCCAUCCUUCUUUGCUUCGGAGGGCUCAAACAUGAUCAUUACGAUCAUUACGAGUAGAUUGCCUUAUGUUGUAAAAAAAAAAAAAAAAAAAAAAUCUUACACCUGUGUCACAAUUUCCAGGGCCUGGAAGCUAUGUGGUUAGGGUUUGCUUCAGUUGCCUUUUUGUGGACCUUCAUUGUUGGGGGAUUGUGGGGUGAGGAAAUCAGCCUCUAAUUGUUGUUGUUGUUGUUGUUGUUCCCACUUUUAAAAAGUAGUAAAAUUGUUAGACUUUCUCAUGCAACACAAGAAUUGUGGAGGUGGGAAGGGAGGAGAGAGAAGGGGAGAGAGACUCAAAUUUUAACAAAUGAAUCCACAGAAAAUUUAUGUUUUUGAUAAAAAUCUGUAAGGAUAGAGACACUGAAGAGAAUAUGUAAUCUUCCCAAACUGAAAGUACCAUAUGUGUUCAGAGACUGGAAACUUUUACUGGGAUAAUUUGUCACAAAACAAUAAAAAGCUAGGAGACUUGUGUGAAGGGAAAAAGAAUUGUUUCUGAAGGCUGCUGCCAUAGGAGAGCUGGAGGCCAGACUUUACUAGAUUAAUGAUGGUAAUGGCUCACACAUACAUGGUAAUUAGGUUUCUUCUUGUUACUACUUCCUUUGUAUUACUAUUUGACCAGCUUAUGAGAGAGGGUCUAUGAUUGUACUAUUUUGCAGAUAAGGAAAUGGAGGUAUAGAAAUGCGAGAAACAAACAUUUCUGGAAAUUUUAUUUGGGCAUUAAUUGUUCUUAAAUGUAAAGGAAUAAAUCUCUUUGACUUUAUACUUUAUCAUGGGCACAAUUGGACAAGUAACUUCUAGGGAUCACCCUAGAAAAUGACUUCUUGGUAUGUUACAGACUAAUUCAAUCCUAAGAGAGGCAAAGAUGUGAUCUUGGAGUUUAACAAUAAAUGACAUUUGAGAAAUGGAUAGUAUACCCACGUAUCUAAACCUUUGUGGUUUUAUGUGAGCUAGUGGAACACUAAGGACAAGCACAAUAAGCAGCCACUUGUGAACUUGGGUGUUUUCUUUUUUUAUGGCAUUGUCUUUGCUCAUUUCAGUAGUGUUUUUCAGGCAUCUGUGUAUUAAUUCUUUUUUUCUCCUUAUUCCAUUUUUAAAAACGUAAUCCCCCCUUUAUUUUUGCUUUUUACAUAUCCAAAAUGAUGAUUUCUACUUUAAAAAGCCCAAAGGUUUGAUGUCUAAUUGCAUAUUCUUGAUGUACAUCAAAAUAUUAAUAUAUUAAGACAAUAAUACAGCCUCUAAAAAGGUGCUUCCAUCUACCCUAUAGGAAGGACAGGGGUGGAAGAGGGGUGACACUCAAGAAAGGAGAGGAAGGUCUUUUAAGAGCCAGGCUUUGUGCUAUUAAACCCUUUGCACAUGUGAAUCUCAUCUAAUCUUCACAUAGUACUUUCUGCUAUAGGUAUUUGUUAUCUCCCUGUUAUGGAGCAGGUGAUGGAAGCUCAGAGUAGUUAAGGAAGGGAGCCAAGAGUCAAACAACUAGGAAGUGACAUUAGAACCAAGUCUGCUCAAAUCAAAGCUCCUGCUUAUUACAGUAAAGGUGGCAGAAAAAUAUAGAUAAUUGGGAGGGAGGACAAAAACUUAAGAAAAUAAGAGGGUUAGAAAUGUUGUUACACAACAUAGGAUUUGAGCAAUGGGAGAAAUGGAAAAAAAAUCCUUUUCAUGUGACCUGCUAAUCUUCCUCUGGUCUUCCUCCUGCUAUUUAUAUAAUGACCUAAUUCCACUCAUUCAUUCCGAGAAUAAUCAUUGAACAUCAUUAUCUUCCAGGAAACAUAGCCCUAACACCUAGCAUGGUGCUGGGAUAACACUAGGUGCUCAAGAAAUAUUUGUUGAACUAUGAAGUAGACUAGUAGAAGAAAGAAUAAACAAGUAAACAGUUGCUCUACAUAAUGAUAAAGACCAGGGAAAAUUCAGAUUUGAGCACUUUACCAUAAAAAUCUAGCUUUAUAAUUGGUCAGGGAAUAAUUCCAGAAUUAUUUGAAUCACUGCCUCAGGCAGGUUUUGAGGCAGAAAUAAUAGACAAAGAAUUGGAGAAAGUGGGAAGAGGACCCUCAAUGAAGAGACCUCCCUGAACAAAGAAAGAAUGUCAGAGACACUUUAGGAAUUUAGGAGUUCAGUACUCAGGAGUAGAGAAUGGGGUUGAGUAUGGUCAGGGAGGACCCUGGGCAUUCUCUCUGUAAAUGUCCCUUUGAUCUGCCCUUCCCUUGGAUUUUGGAAGUGACCUGUGCUAACAAAACAGAAUAUUUAAAUACAGGGAUAGCAAUACAUUUUAUCAUUUCAUCAUUUUAUUAUGGCCUCAUAACAAUGUAUAGAUUUUUAGACUCCAUAUAAUGUUAGAAUUUUUAAACCUAUGCUCAGAUGGGAAGAUUAGGCUUUGUUGUCUACUGUUUGGAAAUGCCAAAUUAUUUUUCUUAUUAUUGAGGGUAUAUUCUACUCUAGUGUGGAUACAAUCUACACAACACAGAAAAGAUGUCCAAACAAAGUUAUUCGGUUUUUCUGGGGGACUACUGGGGGUGUUUUCAUUCCUGAUUUUAGUUUUUUUAGUGGCUUUAUAUUUAAUUUUAGUGUGUUAUAGAAAAGUCAGGAAGUAAGACUGUAACAGUGAAUAACAUCACCCGCCUAUCUCCACAGUAGAGUGUUUAUGCCAGUUAAGAUUUUUGCCUUUUCAUAACUUACUUUGAAAAUUUAACUCCCAGUGUCUCUUCUUUUUUAAAGGAUAUUUUAUAUACCAUUUUGCAUUGUAGGCCCAGAGGUCUGUGGGUCUUUACCACAUUCACACUUAUAAAACACCCUUGAUCACAACGUUAUUAGGAAGGAAAUUCUGAGAAUAAAUGAUAUCUACAAAUUACUCAAAACAUAGUUUCAGUUAGUAGAUUAAAUACUCCACACAUUUUAGCAUUAAAUCCUUGGGAAGAUAUCUUUAUAUUUCUGAGCUUCAGUUUACUCAUCUGUAAAAUCAGAAUCAUAAUGCCAUCCACCUCAUGGGAUUUUGAGGAUUAAAUGCAUUAUCACAUGUAAAUGCUUAGAUGAAGUUCAGUGCAUAGGAGGCACUCACUACACGCUUAUUGUUAUUGCCUCUGCCACCCAAAGCAUUACUUGCAAUGUUAACAGCAGCUGUCUACAUCAAAUGUUUUUGAUAGUAUAUUUUCCUCUGUCAUAACUAAAAUGAAGGAAAUAAGAGAGGAAGUGAAAAAAGGACUAAAUAAUACUCAUGAAGGACUGUCCAGCUCAGAGAAUGAUGGCAUUCCCUGUAUGACAUGAGUGAAAUGUUCCCUUAGUUCCUGUUGGUUAUGUCAUGCUGUGGCUCCUGACCGAUCUAGGAUGUAUCUGUCAUUAAAAUGAACAUCAUCUUCAGUUCCCCUGUUUGUUUCAUUUUUGUCUCUUUUGUUCACUCCUGUUACCCACUGCCUUCUCCAGUGUGUGGCACAGGCACACACACUUCCUUGUGGAAGGAAGGAAGGUAGGCAGAGAAGGAGGGAGGAAGGAAGGAACAUCUGCCUCUUUCCCUUUUUAAUGAUAGUAUUUUUCUUCCAAUAUACACUUUUUUUAAAAUUUAACAAUUAAAUGCCUGUGCACUGUUGGCAGUGGAAAUAUUUUAAAAUUAAAUUAUUUAUUUAAUGUGGAUUAUUGCUCAUGAUUAAGGAUGCAGGCUUGGGAGUGGCAGUGCCCUAGUGCCCCAGAUAGGAGCCCCAGUGCCAUCCUAGAGCUGUUUCUGAGUUCAGAAAUCUGAGUUCAGGUUGUGAGUUUGGCUGAAUCAUUUGAAGUCUCUGGGUUCAAAUUUUGGCUCUCCCACUUUUUACCUGAGUGACCCUUGAGCAAGUUAGUUAACCUCACUGCUUCACUCCUCAUCUGUAAAGUGGGAGAAAUAACAGUUCUUACCUCACAGGGAUUUUACAAGAAGCAAAUGAGUUAAUAUUUGCAAAGUAUUUGGAAUUGUAUGUGGCACUCUUAUGAGUGACAAUAGACUUGUUUGUUAAACAAUUAACAGAAACCCUAGUUUCCCAAUUAGACAUAGUAGUACCUACCUUAUGAAAUGAUCACGACGACACUGCCUGGCAUGUGAAAAACAAUCAUAUAUUAUUUCUCCAAAUCUUAUUGAAAAUCUUUAUUUCUAUAAUCUGCAGUAGUGAUCUGGGUCCUGAUUUAGCCUUUCCAUUUUUCGGUCCAUGAAAGUCUGAUUGAGUCUACCUUACCUUUCGCGCAAAGUCUUUUCACCCACCCAAUGUUUAUCAUGUCAUUUUGCCGUGCGUCAUUCGCUCCUUUUAAUCUGCAUACUCCUCAGGACAGGGACUUUGCUCUUUGUUUUGUAAUAAUUUUUAUAACACUGGGUACACUCCGGGUACUAUAAAAAUAUUGAAGAAGAAAAGAAAAAAAAAAAAAAAAGAGAUAGUUCACCUAAAGGCAACUUCGACCCAGAGCUGGCCCGACGCACCAAUGUGUGCAGUGUCGGUUGCUGGAGGCGCGCUGUGGCCUGUGGCUCCCUGGCUGCGUGGCAGUGCAGACUGUGGGGCAUGCGCCGCGGGGGUGCGCGGGGAACUUGAGCUGGGAGGCGGCGCCCCGGGACACUGCGAGAGGCCGCUGGCUGGGGACACUGCACUCACACAGUUUUCGGCGGACACAACAUCUUUGUUUGUAUGUGGUGCUGAGGAUCGAACCCGGGCCGCACGCAUGCCAGGCGAGUGCGCUACCGCUUGAGCCACAUCCCCAGUCCCCCAUAUACUUUUUACCCAGUUUCCUCCAGUAGUUACAUCGACAUACUUUCAGUACAGUAUCAAAAUCAGGAAAUUGAUAUUGGUACAAUGUGUGUGUGUAGCUUCUGUGUCAUUUUAUUGCAUGUGUAGAUUUGUGCUGCUAUCUCCAUUCAAGAUUCAGGACUUCCAUCUCCAUGAAGAGCUCCCUUGUACCACCCUUUUAUUGCCACACCCACCUUCUCCUCCUGACCCUUGGCAACCAUAUGUUUCCUGAUUCUGUAUUUUUAUCAUUUUUGAGAAUGUCAUGUAAAUGGAAUCAUGGAAUACUACUGUUUUAUUUUAAAAUAAGAUUGCAUUUUUUUUCUCUCUGUUUAAUGCUCUUAAAGAUCCAUUCAAAGUUUUCUGUAAACCAAUAGUUUUGUCUUUUUUUCAUUUUUGAGUAGUGUUCUAGGAGUAUUUUUUGUUUUUUUAAUCUAUGGAGAUACUUAUUUGACACUCAAUGGGACUGAAUUUCACCUGAUGAGGUGGAAAGUGGGAGGACACAAUUUGAACAAGUUUUUCUUUCCAAAAUGGCAUUUGUGUGUUAUAGUGCGAAAGAAUGUGUAAUGUACCUUAAUUUAAAACAGACCCCUGUCUAUGCCCAGUGGCGCACAUCCAUAAUCUCAGUGACUGGGGAGGCUGAGGCAGGAUGAUUGCAAGUUUGAGUCCAGCCUUGGCAACUUAGCCAGACCCUCAGCAAUUUAGUAGACCCUGAUUCAAAAGAAAAAAGGGAGGGGGGGGGCGGGGGAAAGUGGGUUGAGGAGGUAGUUCAGUGGUAAAAUAUUCCCGGAUUUGUAUCCCAGGACCAAAAAUAAAGAAAUAAAUAAAACUGAUCACUGAAGGAUUAAAAAGGAGAAAAGGAAAAGGAAAGAGAAAUUUAUGUACUCAGACAAUAAGGCAUAACCCUGUACCUUGGAAGUUUUUCAUAUCCUUAUGGCAAUCUGUUCUUUGAUGGUUACCUUUCGUUAAACAACUCAGGUUUCCUGAAACUAACAAAAACAAAGCCUCUGCCUUAGGAAAAUUCCUGUCAGCCUUUGCUCUGUCACAUCACCUGACCAAAAAAAAAAACAAAAAAAACCUGAGGAAUAGGCAUGACUGUAAAUGACAAAGAGUAGCUCUUUGGGUUGACAGCAGUCACCAAGAACACAAAACAGCAUCUCUAGCCCAAGGGCAUCUAUCAAGAUCAGGAUGUUCUUGGAGACUGUCAGAUAACACUAUUCUGGCCCUUUGCCCCACCCACCUACCUACAUUUCUCAGUAUUUGUCUCAUUUUAGUGGAAGCUGUUAUCCUUCCCAUAUGCACUAAAGCUUGAGCAAUCUGAAAACUGGAAGCUGCCACUAGCUAGGGAAAGUAUGUUACUGCAGGAUGGUGUGCAGACGCCUUAGGCUCCACCCCUUCCUUCAGCCAGUGCUCACUGGAAAGCUCCCUCACCACACCCACCCCAUCAGCAGAGGGGAGAAGAAAAUACCCACUAUGAUUCAAAGAGUUUGCAAAUAACCCUUUCUUUGCAUUUUUAGAAUUUCACAUUCUGGACUUUCAGAGUCAUGUUGUUAAGUCACAGAAUAAAAACCUAUUAUCAGUCUGGAACCCUGACUAGUCUUGCAUCUAACUCAGUGCGCUGUCUUAAUUCUUCAUUUUAAUGAUUUCUGUUACCAGAGGAAUAUUCCUUAUCCUACACCCUGCCAGAGAACAAAGGAUAGGUAGAGAAUGGUUCUAAGAUCUAAACAUGAAGAAUUGUCACAGCUAAAGUAAUUUAUAACUCCUUUACAGGCAGUCUGCUUUUCUGAAUCUUGCAAGAUGCAAUUGAAUUCUUAGUCUUGUCUUUCUUUAUGAUUUAUUUUGAGUAAACAUUAGAUACCUGUGUCACUUUGCAGUGACACUUCUGGGGCAUAGCUGCUGAGCGUGUGUGUGGUCCAAAGGUCCCUCAGCAUGGGCAGGGUAGUUAACUUAGUCCUGUAAUCUUGAGGGAGAAACUACUUUGUUGCAAGUCAGGCGACUGAAUAAAAGCCCACUGACUUUUGUUAACCUCUUUCAUGUUUUGCUGUUUACUUAUUUGACUAAUGAUUACAGCCAUUAGGAAGGUGUGCUAGGAAAUGUAAAUAUAUUGAUUGUGUUUCCAACAUUGUAGGCAUUGAUUUUUCUAAAGGAUCAUGGGAGGGUGGUUGUUUUCUUUUAAACCACUUCAUUCAAAAAGAAGAAAUAGAGUUUUCUGAAGUAAAAUAGAAAUGUCGCAUUUACUAUAUGGAUGUAGACAAAGAUCAAGUAUUAGUUGUAUAAUUAUUUUCAAACUAGUUUGUAACAUUCUAGCAAUAUACACACUUUGAAGAAUGAAAUAUUUAAUGCUUUACAUUAUUCUUUAUUUCAAAAUUUCUUAAAGUUUAAACUCCUCAACCUGUCAGUCAAGGUCAACCUCAGCCAAAUUCUAUGUAAACAUUUCAUUUUAGCUCAAGUAGAUGCCUUUUGUUUUGGUGUUACUUGGGUCAAACUUCUGAUCCCAUUUCUCCUUCCUGGGAUCCUUUCUCUUCUGUCAGAAGUCACACAUUCUUCCUACAUGAAAUCUGCUCACCCUUUUCUGUCUGCCUCAGCUAUCAUGCUGAGCUCUCCGGUUCAAGUCACAAAGACCUGAAGACUGCUUUAUAAAUAGUAUCUGCUAUGGUUUGGAUCUAAAGUGCCCCACAAAAACCCAUAUGCUAAAGGCUUGGUUACCCCCAAUGGCCCUUUGAGAGAUGGUGGGACUUUUAGGAGGUGGAGCCUAGUGGUAGGAGUUGGGUAAUUGGGGACGUACCUUCAAAGGGGAUAUUGGGAUCCUGGCUCCUUCCUAUGUCUUUCUUUACUUUCUGGCUGCCAUGAGAUGAAAGACUUUGCUGCACCACAUGCUUCUCACCAUGAUGUUCUGCUUUGCCACAGGCCUAAUGUGACAGACCAACAGAGAUUGGCAAUUCAUGCCUUGUGAUAUAGUUUUUCAUGUUUCAAAUUUUUAAAAAAAAAUCUGCUUUGAGAUACAAAGGAUCAGGCUCAAGAAAUAUCUCACAUCUAAACCUAGUAAAUAAAUUAAUGUUUCUAGAAGUUUCUUCAUGUUGAGCAUUCAAAUUAGUCCUGUUUCUGGGUCCACACUGGGAGGUAGAAAGCAACCCCUCUAUGCCAUGAGUUCAGAAAGGCAUUGGAUAUUUUGGUGGAACAAGACCACAGAAUGUCCCCGGUAUCUGUUUGUUUAUUCACAGCAAAGGAGUGGUUUGCAAUUAUUGAAGCUGUCGGAGAGAAAGACCUUGGAAGUUUUUGUUGAAAAAAGGUGGUAAAUUUAAAUAUAAUCGUAUUUACUAUUGCCAUUUAAAAGUGUGUAAAAAUAUUAUUUUAAUUUUUAUAUAUAGAAAAAUACUUUAGUCUUGGACUCAACUCUGUAUACUCUAUCUUCCUCAUAAACUAUUAAGUUAUUCAACCUCAAAUUCUCCUGUCACAGACUUUUCAGGAAUUUUAUUUUCUCAACUGAUAAGAGGUAUUCUAUACCAAGAUCUCCCAAUUCUUCUCAACUAUUAUUCUGUACAUAGUCACUUUUUAAAACAUUUGACCAGAAUUAAAAUGAAAAGUCUAUUGAUGCCGCUUUUGUAAUUCUCUCAAUAAGGCAAACACAAAUAACACAUGCAUACACACACAAGCACGUGCACACAAACACAGAGGAAUAUGCAUAUUUGCACAGGUAUAUUUCAGAAUUUCUAGCUUUGUGAAUUCUUUUGAUUUAUAAAAGAUUAGAAAACCAGUUCAAUAACUAAUGUGAAUACUUUAAAAAAAUUGUCCCUUUAUUCUCCACCAAGUUUAAACUGAGAAAAACAAAUGUAGGAAGCACACUUUUUAAAAGUCAAGAAAUAGUCAAAAGGGAAAGUCAAGAAGUAGCUGAGUGUGGUGGGACUCAGGUUGCCCAGGACUUGGUCCAUUGAACAUACCAGCUGGGAUGAACAGAAAGCCCACUAUAUUAUAAAGCACAAACGCUUUUCCUACAAUAAAAUAGAAGAAGGGUUUUGUAUUUCAGAAACAAAGGAUUUUGUUUAUUUUUUUCUUAAAGUUCCUCAAGAUUUACUUUUGACAAAUAAAUCUCAAACAUACAGAAAAUGUCAGGCAGAAUAAAAAUAAGAUAUUCUAUUUACAUAUCAUGUUCUUUUCUAAAGUGAUAAUCAUUAACCUAAAUCCUCAUAUUUUUCUGGUUGUGUGCUCUUUGCUGCCAUCCUAAUAUAUUUAAACUCUAAUUUCUUUUUGUUAAAAACAAUAACAAUAGCAAAUACUUAGAAAUAUUCUAAGUUACGGAUUUAAAAUAUUCUCUGGUCUCGUAUUAAGAUUUUACUGUGCAUAUUUCCACUUUGUAGAAUAUCCAAUCUGUACUGGUAUAACUAAAACAUAUUUGUAAUUUCUUUCUUUCUUUCUUCUUUUUCUUUUUUUUUUAAAAAUAGUCUCCUUAUCUUGGAAACACAUAUGUAUAAACUCUGUGCUGCACUGGUUGCUAGGGCAAGUCCGUAUAGUCUAUUAAAUAUCAGACCAGAGUAAAUAGACCUUGCAGCAGACCAGAGUCUUCCAGAGUCGCACUGGAGGCCUGUAGACCAUGUCUGCAUUUCUCUUAUAAAUAUAUAGAUAUAUAUUUUCAGAGCUUUCUAGACCUGGAAUGUUAACUCCUUAACUGGUUAACAAGGCAACAAGUGCUAAUGCCCAAGAUGGUGACAUUUUAAGGGGCCUACUAAAUGGAGCCAGUUUGCCAUAGAUCUGUCAACAUUACAAAUAUCAAAAGUUUGGGAACCAUUCUUUUGCCAGAAGGCUUAGGAAUUAAAGUUGCCAUUUAGUUUUUGGCCAGGGAAAUGGAAUAAAAUUUUUGAAUUGGAAUUUAGUAAUUUCAUAUUUUAUCACUAUUCUGAAUCAAAAAUAAUCUAUUGCUAGUAAAUGUCCAUAAAAAUAUUAAGUACCUAGGUUCUUUUAUGUGGUUUACUUAUUUAAAAGUAUGCAGCCAGAAAUAACAAAUACUUAUUUAUGUUUUAUUUAUAUCCCAGGUGUGUAGCUUUUUGCCUGCAUUAUCUUAUGUACCAGCUACUGACCCUCUGGCCACUUAGAAUCCUUGAAAAGUCAUUUUGUCCCCAAAUCUACUUAACUGAGACAUGUUAUCUGAUGUGUAUUUUGUAGUUAAUUAUUCUCAAAUAAUAUUAGUGAUCAUAACAUAGAAUAAAUAAAUGUGAUUAUGUGAGGUAAUGAAAAGCCUUGAAAGAAAAUCGUUUUUUAAACAUGUUAGCUUUACUCUUGGUAAGCAUUUUAGAUUUAAUUCAUGUGGCACAAAGCCAUAGUAUCGUAGCUAUUUCUGUACACUGAAAUGAAUGAAAUCCUUCAUUUCUGUAUUUCAAAGGAUGAGUCAAACUGGAUCUAAUAAAGGAUGUGACACCAUAAUCUUUCAGACUUCAACUCAAAUUCUAAGCAGUCUUAUCCAGAUUAACCUCAUGUUAAUGGAAAGUAGCAUAUAUGUAAGACUUCCCUGUAUCAAAGCUAAAAGAUGCCCAUCAAUUAUGUGCUUGGUCAAGAAGCUGCCUUAGAGAGAACCAUAUUGAUUCAUGUAAGCUAACUUAUCCAUGCACCCAUUCAUAUUGAUUAAAAAGUUCUUACAUUUGAUUCAGCUGACUGUGAAUGACACCAAACCAGUGUGGCCAGCCAAUUUGGGAAUGAGUACUGACAUGUUCAGCAAUUUCGAAUCUUAGAGUAUAAGCAAAAUGUAGGUCACUUACUUUGGCAUUUGGAAAAUGUGCAUUGGUACAUCUUUGAGUCUUCUGAUCUGUCAAUCUCACCAAAAAGAACAAUAACCCAAAGCAAGAUCAAACCAACCCCCCUAAAAUCUACCCAUACAUUUGCAUGUUUAAACACUGACUAAAGGACGGAUUUAGGGGUAAAUUGUACCAUGGUGCUGUUCAGCUUCACAGGUUGGUUAAUGUUAAGCAAACACAUAUUGCAAACUGUGUCUUAUUACAAGGUUGUUUUCUGAGAUUCCAUGAGUCAGGGUCAAAAAUCUGUCCUUUUCUAGCUGGCAGCAGUACUAAUCGAUAAGUUUAACAAGAGAAAUAAUGGUCUAAUAAACAGUAAUAAUACACUUCCAAGCAAAAAGUGUUGAAACUAAUUUAAUUAUCUAAUCAAUUUUGUGAAUAUCACAUCACUCUUAUAAAAAAUAUCAAUAAAAAUUUAUAAUGCCUAAUACCUAGUAUCUCCUUUAAUCCUCACAGUAACCUUGCAUAUGUUUUUUAUUAGAUCCAGUUUUAAAAGAGAAAACUAGGUUCCAGAAUAUUCCCACUCUGAUUUAAUCUCCUUCUUCAACAGAGGUUUAUGAAGUAGGCACCACAUGAGACAUUGACAUUAGAGGCAAUUCUUUAGAUAUAAUCUUCUCUAUGUUCCAGACACUCCGCUGAAUGCUGUAUAAAUAUUAACUUAGUUAAUCCUCAUAAGAGCAGUGUGAGGUAAGCAUUAUUAUUAUUUCCUUUCUGUAGAUAUGGAAACUGAGGCAAACAGAAAAGUCAAACAAGAAAAGGCAAACAACUCAUCCCAAAGUCAGGAAGUUAAUAAGUGACUGAAAUCGGAUUUAAGUCUAGGCAGACAAACUCCUGAAUCUAUACUGUUUGACUCAUGUGUGGUAAAUAAGACACAGUGUCUGCUUUUGAAGACUUGAAAGUCUAGAAGGACAGAUAUAAACAAAUACAUUUCAGUCUGGUCUGUAGGAGGCAGAAACAGGAAAAAGGAACAAAGGAUUAACUCGACCUUUUUUAAUCUCUCAGCAGAUUGGCAGCAGAGUGGAGGUCAGAUCUGAAUCCUUGAAUUUGGACUCCAGAGGCAUGUGCUCUGCAUUUCAUUGGGUGCCCCAUAUUUGAUAAUGAGUUUGAAAUGACAGGAGAAAACAAUAAUGCAUUUACAGGACCAUCACAUGGGAGCCAGAGGAUAAAAAACUGAGCUUCUUUGAACAGGGAAAAAAAAAAAAAGUACUAUACCUCCUAGUAGAUAAGAAUAAAAACAUAGAUGUCUAGAUCUCUCUUCAUACAUGGAACAUAAUUAUAUGUAAAUAUUGCCAGAAUUCUUGUGUAUGUCAGCUUGACUAUAAAGCUCCCUAAUUACUCUAAGGUUUAUGGUCAGUUGGAAUGAAAUACAACCAGAAAUCAGCAAGCAGAAAGCAAGCCUCAAGGCAUGAAGACCCUGAUAAGCCCUGUUAGGGAGCAUCAUAGAUAUACGCUGAUUGAAUAAGGUUGAUUAAUGGCUGAAGACAGGAAAGGAAAACAAAAAAGGGCUAAAGGCUAUUCAUUCCACUCUUCAUCUUUUAGUGAAAAUUUUGAUGAGGAGAAUUAAAUUGAAAAAUUAAAAUUGGAAUUUCCUGUGAACAUAGAAUUUUUAUGUCCAACAACUUUUCCUAGUGGAUAACCCACUUUAAGAUUUCUUUGGCCACUGUGUAAGUAGAGUUACCAUUUAUUUACAUUGCUAAGUUUGUUUAGUCCAAACAGUGGAGAAGGAAUUCCAUGAGAAGAAAGAAAUUUGAUCCUUUGGAAGUGCUGUUUUAUUUAUAGUGUAUUUUAGAGCUAUAGAUUUUUCUCUUUUUUUUUUUUUCAUUAAUAAAAUAGGGCUUGGCACAAAGAAGGUCUGCCAAAAAAUAAGUGUGCGACUUUCAUUUCUACUUGCCAGGGUCCUAUUGUCGCCCUAGGAAUAAUCUACAAUUUUUAUAUGAGGAAAUGAAGUUUACUGACUUCUUGAUAGUACAGUUGGUAGUUGAUGGAGUCAGAAUUGACUCAGGUACCUUUUGAAUUGAAGCCCCAAUCCCAUGCUGAGUACUGGCAUUAUAAAAGAACUUCUUCAGCCUUAGGGAUCUUUACCAUGUCCAAAGACUUCUCCUGCUGGUUGGGAGGGGGUAGGUACAGUUUCAAGACAAAGGCAGUGCAACUUCUCUGUCUUCUUCAGGAAAAGCUAAUACUAAAAGCCUUAAGCAAACUCCAAAGAAAAUACCAUCAACUUUUGAAAACACUUUUGAGAGAAAAAAACACAAGUUAAAUUGCUUGAGUCACUAUGAUUAUUUUCUGUGCAUCUAAAAAUCAGACCACUCAUCCUAAAAAAAACACAGAUCCUUCGCCCACUUGUUACCCUGUCACACUAAACUGCACCUUAUAAAGAAGAUUUAGAAAAUAUAAAUGCUUGCAAAGAAGGACAUGUGUGUCACUGGAAAAUGGUUCAUAUAAUUUGUUUAAGCAUCAACCUCAGGUGAAUUUUAAAAUUAGAAAAAAUGUAAAUAUUUUUAAAAAUUUAAAUAUGUUCUUACUUGAAAAAUAAUUUCCAAAUAUCUUGGAAGGAGUAGAUAAUCAAGAUAUCCAUAGUUAAAUAUUUAAUCCCUAUAAGACCUGUGAUUAGCUCCUUUUUAAUAUACAAUAUUUUGCUUUAUGAUUACUUCAUGAUGGUGUGAAAGUGAUAUAUAUUCAGUAGAAACCAUACCUGGAUUUUUAUCUUUUCCCAGGCUAGCAGUAUGUGGUGUGAUAUUCUUAACAAUGUCUAACUGUAGGCUAAACUGAGUGAGCACAUUCCAAAUAGGCAAGGCUAGCUUAUAAUGUUUGGUAGGUUAAGCAUAUUAAAUGUAUUUUCAGUUUAUGGUGUGUUAAUCAGGUCAUGAUUGUACCAUAAGUCAGGGAGCAUCUACCUCAUGAACCUGAGUUUUUCUGUUCUUAGCUAAUUUAUAGUACAAUAAUCCUUGUGGUCCAAGCACAGAGCAGGGGACCAAGUUCACAUAAGCCCUCUUUCUAAGGAUGCACAGCAGGGAAAAAUUCAUGCAUGCUAUGUAGAUGAUGUUUACUUUUUACAAUAACCUUGAUUAUCACAAUUUCUAACAAAGAACGUGUUCUUGACGUGUCUGAAGUCUUGAGCUCCAUGAGGCACUGGUGAGCUGGAUUUGUUUGUUCUUAUUAUGAACUCAUUUUAGUUGAACAACAACAACAAAAAAAGACAUGGUACCCAAAGCCUCCUGUGACCCCCUAGUGACUGCUCCAUUUGAGUCUCCUCAUCCCAGGAACACCUGGCAACCAAGAGCCCAUCUCACCUCCUUACCUUGCUGUUGCUGUCCUCUCUGCUUGCAGUCUGCUCUCCAUCCCAUUCCUCCUGAGAACUCCUGUCUACUCUUUCAGCUUGAGCCCAGUGUCACCUCUUCAAACAAGUCUUCCUGCCCCAUCAAACUGAGUUGGGAGCCGACUUCUCCUACCCCUUAGAUCUCAAGUGCAUUUCACGCACCAUCUUGUGUCAUCAUGGCCUAGUUAAGCAACAGAUUCAUUUGAGAGACAGCAGGAAAUUGGUUCCCCCUCCCCACAGUGUCACUUGUGUUAGCUUCUAGCAUAAAGUCAGGCAUAGGUGUUCAAUAUUUUUUAUUGAAUGAAUAAGUGAAGCUGUCUGCUUAUAAUGCCAUAAUAGAAAUUGAUUAUUUCCCAUCAUUAUGAAAAAAAAAUUGGCCUCCAUUUUUCUCAAUGGUAUUUUGAGACCUCUUGCAGAUUGGGAAGAAACAAUCCAUCUUUCUGGAACAAAUUGGACACAUAUAAUUUUUUUUUAUCUAGAUGCUAAAUAGCUCAUAAGUGCCCAUUCAGAAUCAGAGAAUUUUUAAGGGUUGAUUGUUUGCUUGUUAAGUACCCCAGAUAUUCUCACUAAAAAUAGAGGUUUAGCUGAUGGCUGGGAUUGAUUAACAAUUGUUGAAAAAACUGAGAGAAGCUUUUUAUUUUUGUAGGUUUUGUUCUAAUUAUCUUUGUUAUUUUCUGAAAAACAAAAAUAUUCUAUAUUUUUUAAAGAUCAGUCAGCACAUGUAGAUGACAAAAAAUAAAUAUUAUCUACCUUUCCUCAUUCUGGAAACAACCACUAUUAAUAUUUUGAUAUAUGUUAUUUCAAGUAUUUUUUCUUUGUAUGUAUUUUUAUAUAUUAUAUACAUAGUUUUUUAAAUAAUUUAGGGAUCAUGUUAUUAUGAGAUUUUGACUCUUACAUUUUACAAGUUAUAAUUUUCCUAUGUUCUUAUUUUCCUGUGAACCCGUGAUUUUCAGUGAUUCCUUACUAUUCCAAGAAGGCAGCUCUCUCCAAAGGAACUAAGAAAUCCUUGCAUAUAAGCAGGAGCAUUUGCUUUACCCUUUUACAAUUGACCCUGAGCAGAAGGAGCUAUUGCAUUAAUAUGACAGAACUCAUCAAUUAGAAUAAUUAGAAUGUCUUAGAAUGUCUCUUGUUGCAACCUUGUAAAUAAGUUCUUUUUUUAGAAAGGUGUUGGAUGCACACACUUUGAAUCAAUGUCUUUAAUAAAGACUUUCAUUCAUUCAAUAUUUAUACAGUACCUAGUGUGAACCAGACAGUCUAUUAUUAAUCAAGGUAAACAAAAUAGGUUGUUUAAAAACUAAUAUAAAUUGGGUGUCUAGACAAAGUUUGAAUCUAUCCUCAAAUCUAAAUAUACCAUCUGCCUGAAUGUCUCCCUUCUGCUGUUGUCCCACUGAAUAAGGUCAAGAUAUUUAUUUUUUCUGAGUCAGCUUUGCUAUAUUUAAAGAAAGACUGGUGUUACCAUUUUUAUACCCAGCCCUCCAGGAAUUUCUCUACUAAAUUCUAUACUAAAGCAACUGAAUUAUAAUUCUCUACUAAAGCAACCCAUAAAGAACAAAAAGCUGAUUUAAUGGUGCCAGAGCUGGCACUGCCCAUUCUUAUAGCAAAGGACAAUCCCAUCGCUCAGUGAGUGUGCUGUGUAGGGCUGCGUUGCACCAUGACCCCCACCAGCAGUAGAAGUGAGCCCUGUACAGAAACCCAUCUUCUCCUCUAUUGAGGAGACAUGCAUGAUUCAGGAAAUCCCAAGUUCCCUGAAAAGGAAAUUAUUUUUUCUCUUUUCACUCAGAUUCCUUUGAACAAUGCGUUUUGGUGAGUGUGCAUUUCUUAUUUCAGCAUUCUGAAUAGGGUACUAAAAAGGCAAACUAGAGUAGGUCUUUGGUCAGUAGGGAUGCUGUUUUUUACAGCAUAGUUUGGUGUUACCAUCAUUUGGGAUGGGAACCUUCUUUUCAAAAGCCCUACUGAGUGCUCCCAGCCCAGCUCCUCCCUAACAGCCUAUUGGGUUACAGCUUCAGGAACUGUUGAGAGUUCAAAUUCAAGUCAGAUGACAUCAGGAUUACAAAGUCCAAGCUCUAAUGAAGCUACAAAAAUCAAAAUUCUUUUGGUAAGAAAUUUGGUUUUCAAAGGAAUAGGAUGGUGGGAAUACCAAAGAGAGCAGAGGAAUUAAUAUAUUGUGACCCAAGAAGAAUGCAAUUUUUAAAACCACCAAUUGUCCUUAAUUAGAAAGGCAGUCAACUCAGCCCAGUAUUGUAUUAAUAUUGCAAUCAUUAUAAAGAACUGAAAUUGACAAGGUGAUUUAGCUGUUUAGGAAGUGUCACUGUAAUAAUCUGUGUGAUUAUACAUCUCUUAGACAUGCUAUUUUCUUAACUAGGCAUUUUAAAGGCUGGGAAUCAUUCUUUAAAGCAAGCUUUUAAGAACUCUUAAUUUAACAGAAUAUCAAUGUAUUAUUUAAAUUGUAAUUACCCAUAAGUUUCACAGACCUUGUAAUCCUUCUUCACCAUAAUAUAUCUGUUUAAGCAGAAGUCUGGAAUGAACUUGUAAUACUUUUCUCUACAUCAUUUAUAUGUGGGAUUAAGAACUGAUGUGGUCAUCAAAAUGGCGAUAUUACCAAAAGUUCUCUAUAGGUUUAAUGCAAUGCCAAUCAAAAUCCCAACGGCAUUUCUUGUAGAAAUAGAGAAAGCAAUCAUGAAAUUCAUAUGGAAAAAUAAAAGACCCAGAAUAGCAAAAACAAUGCUAAGCAGGAAGUGUGAAUCAGGCGGUAUAGCGAUACCAGACUUCAAACUAUACUACAGAGCAAUAGUAACAAAAACAGCAUGGUACUGGUACCAAAACAGGCGGGUGGACCAAUGGUACAGAAUAGAGGACACAGAAACCAAUCCACAAAACUACAACUAUCUUAUAUUUGAUAAAGGGGCUAAAAGCAUGCAAUGGAGGAAGGAUAGCAUCUUCAACAAAUGGUGCUGGGAAAACUGGAAAUCCAUAUGCAACAAAAUGAAACUGAAUCCCUUUCUCUCGCCAUGCACAAAAGUUAAUUCAAAAUGGAUCAAGGAGCUUGAUAUCAAAUCAGAAACACGCCAUCUGAUAGAAGAAAAAGUUGGCUACGAUCUACAUACUGUGGGGUCGGGCUCCAAAUUCCUCAAUAGGACACCCAUAGCACAAAAGUUAAUAACUAGAAUCAACAAAUGGGACUUACUCAAACUAAAAAGUUUUUUCUCAGCUAAAGAAACAAUAAGAGAGGUAAAUAGAGACCCUACAUCCUGGGAACAAAUCUUUACUCCUCACACUUCAGAUAGAGCCCUAAUAUCCAGAGUAUACAAAGAACUCCAAAAAUUAGACAAUAAGAUAACAAACAACCCAAUCAACAAAUGGGCCAAGGACCUGAACAGACACUUCUCAGAGGAGGACAUACAAUCAAUCAACAAGUACAUGAAAAAAUGCUCACCAUCUCUAGCAGUCAGAGAAAUGCAAAUCAAAACCACCCUAAGAUACCAUCUCACUCCAGUUAGAUUGGCAGCCAUUAUGAAGUCAAACAACAACAAGUGCUGGCGAGGAUGUGGGGAAAAGGGUACACUUGUACAUUGCUGGUGGGACUGCAAAUUGGUGCAGCCAAUUUGGAAAGCAGUAUGGAGAUUUCUUGGAAAGCUGGGAAUGGAGCCACCAUUUGACCCAGCUAUUCCCCUUCUUGGUCUAUUCCCUAAAGACCUAAAAAGAGCAUGCUACAGGGACACUGCUACAUCGAUGUUCAUAGCAGCUCAAUUCACAAUAGCAAGACUGUGGAACCAACCCAGAUGCCCUUCAAUAGAUGAAUGGAUUAAAAAAAUGAGGCAUUUAUACACAAUGGAGUAUUACUCUGCAUUAAAAAAUGACAAAAUCAUAGAAUUUGCAGGGAAAUGGAUGGCACUAGAGUUGAUUAUGCUAAGUGAAGCUAGCCAAUCCCUAAAAAACAAAUGCCAAAUGUCUUCUUUGAUAUAAGGAGAGUAACUAAGAACAGAGUAGGGACGAAGAGCAUGAGAAGAAGAUUAACAUUAAACAGGGAUGAGAGGGGGGAGGGAAAGGGAGAGAAAAGGGAAAUUGCAUGGAAAUGGAAGGAGACCCUCAGGGUUAUACAAAAGAACAUACAAGAGGAAAUGAGGGGAAAGGGAAAAAUAAUACAAGGGGGAGAAAUGAAGGUCAGUAGAGGGGGUAGAGAGAGAAGAGGGGAGGGGAGGGGAGGGGGGAUAGUAGAGGAUAGGAAAGGUAGCAGAACACGACAGUCACUAGUAUGGCAAUAUGUAAAUCAAUGGAUGUGUAAUUGAUGUGAUUCUGCAAUCUGUAUUUGGGGUAAAAAUGGGAGCUCAUAACCCACUUGAAGCAAAGUGUGAAAGAUGAUAUAUCAAGAACUAUGUAAUGUUUUGAACAACCAACAAUAAAAAAAAAAAAAGAACUGAUGUGGACGAGGCGGGUCUCUUUCAAAGAGGAAAGACAGAGACUGUCAAUGUA